Messenger RNA from Paramecium tetraurelia, 2772 nucleotides. RefSeq lists its product as uncharacterized. Gene Ontology annotation, molecular function: chitin synthase activity. The record is from RefSeq and is a predicted model, not a curated record. Gene Ontology annotation, cellular component: cell periphery; cell septum. The transcript has 3 exons. NCBI's taxonomy places the organism in Eukaryota, Ciliophora, Oligohymenophorea, Peniculida, Parameciidae.
AUGAAACAUACUAAUACCACUUCUUUUGGGAGAACAAUGGAAUUUAUUAGGAAGAUAUCUGAUUAUCGGUCAAGAUAUCAGCCGUUAGAGUUGUAACUACAAAAGAACGGAGGUCUAUAAAAGCAAAUAUUUUAUGAAGAAAAUGGAAUUACUAAAGUACAUUCUACAAACAUCAGCAUUAAAGGAAUAGGUUCACUAAGGAAAGCAGCUGAUUAGACGGUAAAAAAUGAAUCAAUGAUGAAAUAAUCAUAAGUAAUGAAGAUUGAUCAUGAGGGAUUAAUUAGUGAGAUCAUAUUUUUAUAGAAUAAGGAUAGAAGAAAAACAGAAAUUGAGUAAUUUGAUGGGAACUAACAAAAGGAAAUAGAAGAAUUUUGUAGAGAAAAUCCAAUAAAGGUAAUGAUUUGCAUAACAAUGUAUUCUGAACCUUUAUCAGAACUGUAAAAAUCUUUAUAGGGAAUACAAGAAAGUCUUUAAGAGUUUUAUGAAAAUGAUAUAUUGCCACAGUAAAUUGUAGUAGUCGUGAUUUACGAUGGGAUUGAAAAUAUAAGAAAUUAAGCAGAUGAAAAUAAUAAUAACCAAGAAGGUGACAUUAUACCCUACUUUUGUUAAUAUUUGGACAAAUAAAACAAUAUAGAAGUGAAUUAAACAUUGGAAUAUUAAUAUUUGAGAUACAAGUUCAAAAAAGAACUAAUUUAAAAAUACUCUUUGGAGUAAAGAAAAUUAUUUUAAGAGAAACCAGAUUAAUUAAAAUCUAUAUAUCAAGAUAAAUAUUUAAGAAAUGAAAUCAAACAAUAAUAAUAAAAUGAAAAUGAUCUUUAAGCUAUAAUAAAAAUUAUGGAGGAGCAGCAUAGGAAGGCGGUGGAAUAUGUUAAAUUAAGAUAAGAUAAUGCUUUGGUUUAUCAAAAUGUUUAAAAAAUAAAGCUUCCAAAUAAAGAUGAAGAAUAAAUGCCCAUCUUUCAUGUUUUUAAAUUUGCUAAUGGAACUAAAUUGUCUUCACAUUUAUGGUUUUUUAAAGGGUUUUGUCAUGAAUUUAAGCCAGAAUAUUGUGUUUUGAUGGACUGUGGAGCCAGACCAUAGAAAGGGUCCGUAUACAAUUUGGUAAAGGAACUAAUCGAUAAUGAUCAAGUAGGAGGUGCAUGUGGAAAAAUGACGAUUGAGUUAUCUAAAACAGGCAAUUAAAAGGAUGAAUAUAUGGACAUUCUAACUGAACUGUUAAGUGUGAACAUUUUCAAUAUCGAAAGAUGUUAAAAAUGUGAGUAUGAUAUUGGCAAUUUAUUGGAUAAGUAAUUUGAGUCAGCAUUGAACUUUAUUUAAGUUCUACCUGGAGCAUAUUCAGCCUAUAGAUACAAAGCUUUUUCGACUAAAUAUAAAAAGAAUACUGAACCUGAAAUUAACAAUUCCUAAUAAGUACAAGCGAAUAAUGAAUAGGAGGUUAGUUAAAAUGAAAACAUUCUCGACUAUUAUCUAAAAUCUAAAUUAGAUCAUAAUUAUGAACAUGCCACCUUAGAAGAAGCAAACAUGUUUUUAGCAGAGGAUCGAGUCUUGUGUUUAUACUUAUUUUGUAAUGGUUACUACUUAAGAUAUGUCAGGGAUGCUUUGGUUGAGGUUGACCCUCCCUAAACCAUGAUUUAACUGUUAUUGCAAAGAAGAAGAUGGAUAAAUGGAUCAUUUUUUGCUUUGAAUUAUGUAAUAAAGAAGUUCGGAGAGUUAUUGCCUAAUAGUGGUCAUUCUAGAACCGAUCAAUAUCUAUUCAUAAUUUGUUUGGUAUUUGCCAGAAUUUCAUAAGCUAUGCAAUAUUCCAUAAUCUCGCUAUAGAUGGUUUGGUUAUACAUGAUUCUAAAUACUUUAACAGAAACUUUAGAGAAAGUCGUUGCUGCAGCAAUUAAAUAGGCAGUAAUGGGAAGUUACGGCUUCUUAAUUUUCUGUUUGAUUUACCUUUCAUUAAAUUACAAUCCAAGUAGUGUUAACAUGAUUAGCAAGAAGGAUGAAAAAGAGGAAGAAAGACAUAAAAUCAAUUCAUACUUCUUCUCAAAAUUUUAUGGGAUAUCUACAUUAUUAGGGCUAUUCAGCAUUUUCAACGCUGGAAUAACAAUUUAUUUGUUCAUAGAAGAAUUGAUAAUCAACCUAUCGCCAUUCAACUUUUUUCAAUAUCCUUAGGAUCUGCCUUCUUAUGUUUAUUUUAUCGUUUUACUCUCAAUAAUUUUAACAAUUUUACCCUUUUUAUUACAAAUUUGUAUUGAUCGGAAAUUGGUAAUCUAAAUAGCAAUAAAUUCAAUCCAUUAUGUCUACUAUAUGCCAACUUAUACUCAUUUAUUUAUCACUUACUCUUUUUGCAGAAUAGACGAUUUGACUUGGGGAACCAAAGGUUUAACAUAGGAAUUAGAGAACAAAGAUUAAAAUAAUAGAGAAUCAAAUAAAAAGUAUCAAAAGGCUAAAUUUUUGGUAAAAUGGAUUUUUUGGAAUGUUGCCUUAGUAUUAACUUUUUAUUUGCUAUUUUCUUUCAAAAUUCAAAAUAUCAUAAUUAUAAUAGUAUUAGCAUUGGGAGUGACUUUUAGUAUAUUGUAAUUAGCAAAGUUUUUUGGGUACUUUAAAUUUUGGAUUAAAUUGAUAAUAUCAAAAAAGGAAUCCAAUAAUUAAGUGCAUAAUUUCAAUGAAUAAUAAUAAAUUGUAAGGCGCAAAACUAAGAAAGAAAGAAGCAUAAAGCAAAAGGAAUAUACAAAAGCAUUGUAUUAACCUUUUCCUUAAGAUGAAGGAUAAUCUUAGACUCAAUGA